This is a messenger RNA of Aspergillus glaucus CBS 516.65, 1599 nucleotides long. RefSeq lists its product as uncharacterized. The transcript has 2 exons. The record is from RefSeq and is a predicted model, not a curated record. The coding region runs from base 305 to 1408 and encodes 367 amino acids. Lineage: Eukaryota; Fungi; Ascomycota; Eurotiomycetes; Eurotiales; Aspergillaceae.
UAGCACAGAAUCACCCAAUGAGAUCAAUUGAUACUGUGAUGCUGUCUAGUGUAUUCUUGGAUAUCGAUGAUGACUAAAUUCACUGCAGAAGCGAGCUGAAGGAUACCGGCAAGCUGCGCGUAUUAUAAGCUCGGCUAAGGUGUUUAUCUGGAUAGGUAGUUAAAUUGACUACAAAUCCCCGUCGCUAUUGCGAUACCGCGAGGUACAUGACACACAUUGCUAGGAAAAUUUUUACUGGCGAACAUUCUUGCUUUUAUAAAUACAGCUUUCCAUUUAUAUGCUCCACCCUACCAACAGCCCCUCCAUGGAUCAUCAACACGCUGCCAGUGAACAUAAUUCCUCACCAAUCAUUACCGGAGUACGCAGUAUUCCCCCCCAAAUCAAGAUUCAUGACCGAGUCGGUGAUGAAAAAUGGACAUGGACAGCGUGUCAGCAGGAUGGUGUACCAGCGUGGGCAAUUCUGGACUUAUGCAGCGGCCGGUCUGUGACAGAAAUUAAAUGGGCCAAAUCCGCGGCGACAGGGGACAAGGUCAAGAUUGUAGCGAUUGUCAACAGUGUCGCCAUUGUGCUUGAUUAUGCAGACAGCAAGCUUGACUUUAUCACACGGAUCACGAACUCGCACACCCUCGAGUUGUUGCCCGACAACUUUCUUGCAGUGGCCACGAGCGGCAACACCCAGAAUGAUGGUAUUGCAAUUUACGACAUGAAGGCAUAUAAACCAAACUUUUUUCAAUUUUCGAGCCCGGAACCCGUGCAAAAUAUCACCGGCUUUCCGGCCGUCCACGGAUUGGUAUUUGAUCCUCAUUCUCACAAGCUUUGGGCUGCUGGGAAUGACAAGUCCCCUGACGGUAACGAAGGGCCCAGCCGACCUUUCUUGAAGGCAUAUGCUUUCAACGACAGUACGGCUGCUUCCAGACAGCAGCCAGUCAAUCCGAAUGCAGUUCACGCCUUUAAUAUUUCGGAACCAGUCCAACUCGAUGUCGAAUGGAAAGGCACUCAGUUCCAUUCAUGGUGGAAUGGAGCACAUGAUCUAAUUCCUGUGCCCAAUACACGUACCCUGCUGAUCACGUCAGACCUGGAUGUUCACGCCUUUGACAUCGAGGCUUCCAAUUUUCGGCACGGCAAGGAUGUGGCGUCACAAUUUUUGCCAGGCUUCGUACCAGUGGGUGAGCGCAUUGGAAUGGAUGGUCAAAAGCUUCCUCGCUCCGAUAUCAAGGGAAUCUCGAUCAAUGCUACGGGAGAUUAUCUUUAUGUGCAGUCCAAGUGGAAGGAUUGGUUUGCAGACAAUGUGCGCAUCGUUGAAGGGGAGAAUCAGAACACGUACCACGAUGUAAAAAUUUCACAAAAGGUGUAUAAAUCUCGCUGGUUUGAGGGGGUGGCUGGUUGGUCGAGUGUUACCCAUCCAUAGUGGUGAAUUUUCUUGCAUACAGAAUACAUCGAGCUUUGACUUCAACCCUCAAUAUGACGCUCCACGGGGUGGCUGUUGUGUGAAUCCAUUUAGAAGUAGCGUCAGCUGAUGAAUGCUGAAGGCUGCUAUCGGUAGUAGCUUCUCAUUUUCACACGCCGCUGAUCUACUGAUCUUCAUCUUAUUUGAAUUUA